UUUUACUAAUUCUACGACCACUUUUUGUUUUCUUUCUUGCUUAAUUCUCUUUCCAUUUAUUUUUCUCAUGAUGGCGCAUAGCUUGGGGUUGCAUUUGGUCCAUUUCUCUUUUCGCCUCGACUUAUAUUAUUAUAAAAGUGGUUGUUUGUUGAGUACAAUUGUAGAAGUGGCUGUGUGCUGGCGGAAAUGGAAAAUAAAGUGGUUGUUGCUGAGGAAAAUGGAAAGGCAAAAUGUAUAG
Molecule: messenger RNA, 238 nt
Organism: Meloidogyne enterolobii
Lineage: Eukaryota; Metazoa; Nematoda; Chromadorea; Rhabditida; Meloidogynidae
Source: the annotation of a GenBank genome assembly